AACCCCUCAUCACUUUCUUAAGAUUUUCACACACUGAAACACACAAUCAAAACACGCACAAAAAAUGCACGCAAAGACGGACUCCGAUUUGACAAGCUUCUCGCCGCCGUCGCCGGACCACAGCCGGCGGCCCGUUUACUACGUCCAGAGCCCGUCACGCGAUUCGCACGACGGCGAGAAGUCGACGCCGGUGCUGGGCAGUCCGAUGGGAUCGCCGCCGCACUCCCAAUCGUCCGUCGGCCGCCACUCCAGGGAGUCCUCCACCAGCCGCUUCUCCGGCUCUCUCAAGCCCGGAUCGAGGAAGAUUUCGCCUAACGACCUCGGAUCGGGCGGCGGAAGGGGUCACCGGAAAGGCGGAGGACAGAAGAAUUGGAAUGAGUUCGAUGUGAUUGAAGAGGAACGUCUUCUCGGAGACGACGAGUCGAGGAAACGGCUGCCCCGCCGGUGCUAUUUUCUGAUCUUCGUCGGCGGUUUCUUCGUGCUCUUCUCGUUGUUCGCUUUGAUUUUGUUGGCCGCCAGUAAACCUCAGAAACCCGCAAUUUUGAUGAGGUCGAUUAAAUUCGAGAGAUUUGCGAUUCAAGCUGGUUCAGAUCACACCGGAGUUUCGACCGAUAUGUUGUCGACAAACGCCACAGUCAACUUCACUUUCACAAAUACUGCUACUUUUUUCGGUCUUCACGUUUCAUCUACCCCUUUAGCUCUCUUCUACUCGCAACUCACCAUUGCCUCUGGCGACGUGAAAAAUUUUUACGAAUCAAGAAAACACUCGACGAACGUAAGUGUAGUAGUGGUUGGUGAUAAGAUUCCGAUGUACGGAAGCGGAGCUACUUUAAGCACUCAUUUGGGGCUGACAACUUUGCCGGUGCCGUUGAAGUUGGAAUUUACGGUUCGAUCGAGAGCUUACGUUUUGGGGAAAUUGGUGAAGCCUAAAUUCUACAAGAAGGUUAACUGCUCAAUUGUUUUUGAGUCCAAGAAAUUGAAUAUUCCAAUAUCCCUCAAGAAAUCAUGCACAUAUGACACAUGAGAGAGCACUGCUUGUAUAAAAAAUUGUGUCUUUAUUUUAUAUAUUUGUAUUUAAGAAAGAUGGCGAUGAUAGAUAUAUAUAGUUAUGGACAUAUUUUGAUGGAGAGAGAAAAAUACAGGGUGGGAUUUGAUGAACUUUGAACAAUUAAUUUUGAUAUAUUUAAUAAUACACACUAUUUUUUAGA
Molecule: messenger RNA, 1208 nt
Organism: Erythranthe guttata (spotted monkey flower)
Lineage: Eukaryota; Viridiplantae; Streptophyta; Magnoliopsida; Lamiales; Phrymaceae
Biological process (GO): defense response to other organism
Cellular component (GO): plasma membrane
Source: RefSeq, a predicted model, not a curated record